Molecule: messenger RNA, 1593 nt
Organism: Eimeria maxima
Lineage: Eukaryota; Apicomplexa; Conoidasida; Eucoccidiorida; Eimeriidae
Exons: 1
Coding region: 1-1593 (530 amino acids)
Source: RefSeq, a predicted model, not a curated record
AUGGUUAUAGGAAAUUUUGCAAAUAUUCCUCUCAGUGACUUUGCUCAUAUUUUUGUUGGCAGCGAGACCUCGGAUUCCGGAAUGCUGUCUUUUGUUCUUCUCGGCACGGUGUUGCCGAGGGAACAACAGCUUAACGAGGCACUGGAGCUUUCGCUCCCAGCUAAGGAGCACGAAGUAGUCAGAGAAAGUGUAGACGCGCCUUCUUCACACAAAAUCCAGCAUAACAGGAGUUCCCUGAGUUAUUCAGACCAGUGCAAUGGUCUUUUUGUCUCGAUGGCACCGAGGCGGUCGGCACGCGUAACCUUGACUACCGCUGUCUACGUUGUCACUAUUCUAAUAUUGGUGUCGAUUUGCAGGGCAGUCCACAACCGAGAACAGGUGCCAGGAUUGAUGCGUCGCAGGUUGUCUGAGGGUGGCGAGGGUAUGGAUGAAGACCAACUUUCCAUCGUAGAAGAAUGCUUGCAGUUAGAGGCAGACUUGGGGCUUCUUUACCAAAGGGCAACUUCCAGCCCCGACAAGAGCGACUCGUCAAGCCGGAUAGCGGAGCUAGUUUCAAUGCUGUCAGAUGCUGCCCAAGCGCAUGAAUCAAUGCAGGGGCGUUCUGUGGCGUUCGGUGGCAUAUCCACUGGUGAAGUUGUCCCCGAUGAAAGGCAGUCAAACAUAAACAACAAUUUGCUUAAAUGGCAGCAUGCUUCUUCAUCUGGAAGUGAUGUGCUGAGAUAUAUGCAAAGUGGUUACUCGUCAUUGCCCGUUGAACCGCGUUUCAGCAGUGUUUCUCCAGCUUUGGAUGUGGCCAGUUGGAUACAAACCGUCCCGUGCACAAGCAUUCAGGCUGAAAGACAGGAGGCUGAUCGGGCAUUUUCGGUUGAUUGUGGUGCGUCAAACGCUGGAAAAGCGUCAACAACGUCUGUUUUGACUCCUCCAUCCGCAGAAGUUAUGACCCAUCCAUAUGUCCGACUGCCAGUGUUGGAGGCUGGUGUUGUACCUAGGGACAUCGACACAUCUAGAUUGUUCUCUUCGCAUGGGCUGGAGAAGCCCCGCUUUUGUCAUGCGCUGGAGAGGCCGCUCUUUUCGCAUGCGUUGGACAAGCCCCUCGCUGCGGAAUUACACAAGAUGCGAAAGUUGUUUGUCAAGAAAACCCUCAACCAGGAAGAUGCAGAUAACCUCAUUGCUUCAGUAGAAACGUUGACAAGCAUUAUGUGGGCUCGAGCGCAGAGAAGGCACAGGGAUUUCAGGCCAUUUGCUAUUGCUGGACUCUACGCGAUCAAUUUCUUGGCAUUCGACUCUCUUGUGUGCGCAAUGCAGCUUUUGGGGGACAGUUUAAAGGUACAUCUGUGGUGGAACAACUUUGUUGAUGCCUUCGAUUUCCGUUUACAUCUAAAGAUGCUACAGGACUCAGGAGCUGGACCUGGAGGAUUUUGUAGGAGGCUAGCAAAGCGCCUGGCUCCUGUGCUUCUCGUCUACAAAGCGGGAAAUCGUGCGGAUCUUGCGGAAGUCCUUGCGCUGAAAAGGCUUGUGUUUUGUUCCCAAGAUAGGCCCAAGUAUUUUAAAUCGCCUGAGUGGACUCCGUGGCAAAGGGAUGGAGGAUGCUAG